Molecule: messenger RNA, 2418 nt
Organism: Capsicum annuum
Lineage: Eukaryota; Viridiplantae; Streptophyta; Magnoliopsida; Solanales; Solanaceae
Product: probable pectinesterase/pectinesterase inhibitor 61
Exons: 3
Coding region: 362-2125 (587 amino acids)
Biological process (GO): cell wall modification
Molecular function (GO): pectinesterase inhibitor activity; pectinesterase activity
Source: RefSeq, a predicted model, not a curated record
UAUAAUAAUUAAUAUAACAAUGGAGCUCUUUUGAAUAUUUGAUAUCUGUCAUACCAUGCUCACUCCUACUCAUUAUUGUGACUUUGCUCCAUUCACCAAUUAAUCACUACAUAAUCACAGAGUCACAAACUAAUAAGUCGAAGCCAGCUAACUCUCUUCUCCCUUAAGACAUCGACCUCACACCAACCACUAAAAAUCCUUCUUCUUAAUUUACCAUAACUCACUCUUCCACCGCCCAAUAUAUACUCACUAUAUUCUUGCAUUCUCCCUCACACUCUUCCACUCAAUAACUUCACUUGUCCCAUUUUUCAUUCAACAAUUACAUAAUCUUUCUAAAACUAGUUAGUACUAAUUCAUAAAAAUGGGCUAUGGCCGUCUAGGAAAACCCGACCCAGGAGAAACCUCCGGCAGGGUCAUGAUUCCCAAUCCAAAUCCCAAACCCCGCUGCUCUAAGAUCAAAUUCCUUGUAAGUUUUGCUACUGUACUUCUACUUGCCGCUGCAAUUUCAGUUGCAGUUUUGGUCGGUGUGAAGCAUAAGGCUGGAAACAGAAUAGAUAAACCAAGUCAAGCUAUGGCGCAUACCUGUAGUCGCACACUGUAUCCAUCUCUCUGUCUGAAUUCUCUGAUCAAUUUCCCUGGCGCUAACUCUGCGUCCGACAAUGAUCUCGUUCACAUUUCCGUCAAUUUAACACUCCAGCGCUUCGAUAAAGCGCUUUACGUUGCUUCCGAUAUCAACAACCUGCAAAUGAACACUCAAACACGAUCAGCUUACGACGAUUGUCUCGAAUUAUUGGAGGAAUCAAUAGACCUUUUAUCACAAUCAUUAACCUCUGUUUUCCCCGGGGAUAGCAAUUCUCCGACGGGAUCGACAAAUGACGUGAUGACGUGGCUAAGCGCGGCGUUGACAAAUCAGGACACGUGUACUGACGGCUUCGCUGAUGUUACUGGGAAUGUGAAGGAUCAUAUGUCGGAGAACCUUAAGGACUUAUCUGAAUUAGUGAGUAAUGCUCUCGCCAUUUAUGCUGCUGCAAAUGGCGACGACGACUUCUCUGGAAUUCCGAUACAGAAUCGACGGCGGAGAUUGAUGCAUUUUGAAAAAUAUCAUGAUGAAUUUCCGAAAUGGAUGUCACGGAGGGACAGAAAAUUGAUGAAUAAAUCAGUGUCGGCGAUUCAAGCUGAUAUUAUUGUGGCCAAGGACGGUACUGGAACGGUGAAGACGAUAGCAGAGGCAAUUAAAAAGGUGCCAGAAAAGAGUAAUAAACGGACUAUAAUUUACGUCAAGGCAGGAAGGUAUGAAGAAAAUAAUUUGAAGGUAGGGAGGAAGAAAAUGAACGUGAUGUUCAUAGGGGAUGGGAAGGGGAAGACGGUGAUUACAGGAGGAAAAAGUAUAUCCCAGCACCUAACAACUUUUCAUACUGCCUCCUUUGCUGCAACUGGAGCUGGUUUUAUUGCCAGGGAUAUGACAUUUGAAAACUAUGCUGGACCAAACGACCACCAAGCAGUAGCCCUUCGUAUCGGAGGUGAUCAUGCCGUGGUCUUCCGCUGCAAUAUUAUUGGAUACCAAGACACACUCUACGUACACUCACAGCGCCAAUUCUAUCGCGAGUGUGAUAUCUAUGGGACAGUGGAUUUCAUUUUCGGCAAUGCAGCAGUAGUCAUCCAAAACUGCAACAUCUAUGCUCGAAAGCCCAUGGCCAAUCAAAAGAACACCAUCACUGCCCAAAACAGGAAAGACCCUAACCAAAACACUGGCAUUUCAAUCCAUGCUUGCAAAAUCUUGGCUACGUCUGACCUCGAGGCAUCCAAAGGAAGCUUCCCUACAUAUCUAGGCCGACCAUGGAAGAUGUACUCUCGAACAGUAUACAUGUUAUCUAACAUGGGUGAUCACAUACACCCGCAAGGUUGGCUUGAGUGGAAUGGUAAUUUCGCGCUGAACACAUUGUAUUAUGGCGAGUACAUGAACUUUGGGCCAGGAGCAGCCUUAGGGAAGCGCGUUACUUGGCCAGGGUAUCGGGUGAUCAAGUCGGUGGAGGAGGCCAGCAAGUUCACGGUGUCAAAGUUUAUUUAUGGAUCAUCUUGGUUGCCUUCAACAGGGGUGUCUUUCUUGGCAGGGCUAAGUACUUAAAGGAAGGUCUAAAUAUCAAACACCUAUUCCGGGAUGGAGAUUAAUGGUUUUUACAGUUGGUAUAUAAAUAAGUGUGUCCAUUAUUAUUUAAUUCCAAAGUGCAAAUAACUUAUAAGCCGUUAAGUUGCAAUUUGCUCUAUUGGUGAACCGACUAAUUAAAGAGCAAGCCUGCAACAUUCUAUAGAUACGUCUUCAUUGAAUGAUCAUAAGUGUUGUAAUUUCGUUUUUGUUGUAAUUAGAACAUACUAGCAAAAAGCUAUUGGUUCAAUUGAAAAAGUUCCAGUUUUACUUUA